GCUAUCCUCACCUAGACUAAGUCAACUACAGCCCGUGUGUAUGUUGAUGAGAAACUUGGUUUCCGCAGGCCGGACGGAGGUUCUCUGACUAUUCAUGACUUACUACUUUACUGGUUCUACUUACUUCUUGAUUCACAUACCCCAUUAAUCCGUCAACCUCGCUAUAUUCAUGGCUACAUCAACCGGUACCGGCUGGGCACAGCUGCGGCAACAAGCCCGAUCACUGGAGACUCAGACUGAAACCCUCUUCCACACCUACUCACAAUACGCCGCCCUAACCAAACCACCCCCCACCCCAUCCGAAGAAGAACUCCGCACCGAAUCCCAACUGAAGGAGAUCCUCGAUCGACGAGAAACAACAAUAACCCACCUCUCGCGCCUCCUCGACAGCGAAGCCACCCUGACCGCCUCCGCCCUGAAGCAGAACAACCUCGCCCGCCACCGCGAGAUCCUCGCCGACCACCGCCGCGAGUUCGCCCGCAUCACCGCCGCCAUCGCCGAGGCCCGCGACCGCGCCAAUCUGCUGAGCCAUGUCCGCCACGACAUCGACGCCUUCCGCUCCCAGAACCAGUCCGAGGCCGACUACAUGCUCGAGGAGCGCGGCCGCAUCGACGAGAGCCACAACAUGAUCGACGGCGUGCUGAGCCAGGCGUACGCCAUCAAUGAGAACUUCGGGCUGCAGCGCGAGACGCUGGCGAGCAUUAAUCGGCGCAUCGUCGGCGCGGCGGGCGCCGUGCCCGGGAUGAAUGCGUUGAUUGGGAAGAUUGGGAAUAAGCGGCGGAGGGAUGCGGUGGUUCUGGGGGCGUUUGUCGGGGUGUGUUUUUUGGUGGUGUUUUUCUUAAGAUGAUUUUUCUUUGAGGGGAGGGGAGAUCGGUUGGUUUGGGGUGGUGGGAUAUGAGGAUAUGGGGUAUACUAGGCCGGAAAUAUGGGCAGGGUGGUGGUGGUGGUGGGCUGAGAGUGAGUUUGAUUAAUUUGACGGUAUGAGAAGGCGUUCGGGAUUGAUUCUUGUCUUGCUAUACAGAGUAUACUAAUAGGAGAGGGGAGAUAGUUUGUAUCUCCCUCUUCGGUGUUGGGAGAGGUGUCUCGAUAUUUUUGCGUGCUAGCAUAUACCUAGUAUCUAUCUUACAGUGCGGCAUCCCCCAACCAAUGCUACUUGAUAUGUACAUACACAUACAACCGCCAUAUGCUUGGCUAUCAUGGCUGCCCC
Aspergillus aculeatinus CBS 121060 is the source of this 1207-nucleotide messenger RNA. RefSeq names its product putative vesicle transport v-SNARE protein Gos1. NCBI's taxonomy places the organism in Eukaryota, Fungi, Ascomycota, Eurotiomycetes, Eurotiales, Aspergillaceae. The record is from RefSeq and is a predicted model, not a curated record. The transcript is spliced from 3 exons. Gene Ontology annotation, molecular function: SNAP receptor activity. Gene Ontology annotation, cellular component: Golgi membrane; SNARE complex; Golgi medial cisterna. Gene Ontology annotation, biological process: endoplasmic reticulum to Golgi vesicle-mediated transport; vesicle fusion. Bases 170 to 847 code for a protein of 225 amino acids.